This is a messenger RNA of Aphanomyces astaci, 793 nucleotides long. RefSeq lists its product as hypothetical. Bases 168 to 521 code for a protein of 117 amino acids. The record is from RefSeq and is a predicted model, not a curated record. The transcript has 5 exons. NCBI's taxonomy places the organism in Eukaryota, Oomycota, Saprolegniomycetes, Saprolegniales, Verrucalvaceae.
CAAGAAUAAAUAAUACUAUGAGUGAUGGUUGCAUAUAUAUUUUAGCGUAAUAGAAAUGUCUUAUAAACUCGAAACCGACGACGAACGACAAGUGGACGCGUACUGGCAGCAGGUAGGCGGGUCGUUCAACACGAGUGUCCAACACCCGUCGACACGACGACGAGUAUAUGGUCAAAGCAUUUAGCUCUCACCAACAUCCACAUCAAGCACUGCCAUAUGACCUCGUGCGGGCGACGCCGGAGGGCUGCAACUGGUCGCGACAGACAUCGCCGGCGAAGUUACGUGAAAGUGGCAAAACAACGGGGGCAGAUGCGCAGCUGAGUGCGCGAGUGCGGGCCCACGUCCGAGGGGACAAGGCGCACGAGUUGCUCUGCCACUUGCUUCGAGUGAAUCCCGCGGAGAGGGGGACUGCCGACCAAGUGCUAAGCCAUGCUUUCUUUGACCAACGAGAUGAAAACCUUAGUCUAGUAUCGGGAACAGUUCAAACCAUCCUACGCACCCAGCAACGGCGCAGACAAUGAUGGACGCAGCAGCCCAACAAGUCUCGACGUUCGAGUCAAGUCAGUUGGUCGCCACCGUGCAAGUGGUCGGCCGGGCUGUUGUCGAUGCCAUGUUCACUCGCGACUCGGACACUUCACGUUGAAGAAAAUACGAGGUUGCUGUGCCACUACUACGUACAGUACAGUACAGUACCCACGAUAACUUUUUCAAUAGUGGUUGAAUAAUGGCUAGUUUAACCCACGAAUGACGAAGUACUGGUUGCCUUCUUGACGGUGGGCGAUCGCCUUGCGGA